This is a messenger RNA of Nelumbo nucifera (sacred lotus), 1457 nucleotides long. The record is from RefSeq and is a predicted model, not a curated record. Lineage: Eukaryota; Viridiplantae; Streptophyta; Magnoliopsida; Proteales; Nelumbonaceae.
UCUCCUGUCUUCUUCAUCAAUCACCUGGCCUUGCUUGCCUAGUAGCAACACCGCAUGGGCACAUGGCGUUUUAAGUCUUGCUACUUGUUCCAUCCAUCCAACAGAAAAAGAAGCGAUGUUAACAAACCCAAAGCAACCACUUUCUUCUCCUGUUUUCUCCUCCAAUUCAUACCAAAAUAUAACCCCACAAUCCCAAUCAGGCAUCAGCCACAUAUAUGGCUAAAAGCUCAAGAGAUCCAUCAGAAGAGAUGAAGUUCAAAACGAUGCAGUACCCACUCGACGUGAAGGUCAAGUUCCUGUUGAUGAUCGGCGUUCUUUUGGCAUUCCUCCUCCUCGUCUUUAUAGUAAAUUCAAACUCGUCAUCACCGGCAGCAUACCAACCUCCCAGCGCACAGCUCGAAUCUUGGAAAGCAUCAAGCGUCUUUAGUAAAGAAGUAGUUGUUGUACCAUCAACAUCCUGUCCUCCCUCCUCCUCCUCCUCAUCAACUUCAUCUUGUUCUAAAAUCCCACCCUCACUAGCCCAGGCUCUCAUCCACUACUCAACCUCAAACGUCACUCCACAGCAAACACUGAAAGAAAUUUCCGUAACAUGGAAAGUCCUGGAGAAGAGGUCCCCCUGCAACUUCUUGGUCUUUGGCCUGGGCCACGACAGCCUAAUGUGGAGCGCCCUCAAUCAUGGUGGGCGUACAGUUUUUCUGGAAGAAGAUAGGGCAUGGAUCGAUCAGAUCAAACAGCGGUUUCCGACCUUGGAAUCUCAUCAUGUGGUUUAUGAUACCAAGGUUCGACAAGCAGAGGAUUUAUUGAAAGUUGGCAAGAGAGAGGAGUGUGCAGUGGUGGGUGAUCCAAGAUCUUCCAAAUGUAGGCUCGCUUUGAAGGGAAUGCCGGAUGAGAUUUAUGAGAUAGAAUGGGAUUUGAUCAUGGUGGAUGCACCGACCGGUUAUUUCGAGGAUGCACCGGGGAGGAUGACUGCCCUCUACACGGCCGGAUUGAUGGCUAGGAAUAGGAAGGAUGGGGACACAGAUGUGUUUGUGCAUGAUGUUGACAGACUGGUGGAGGACAAGUUUUCCAGGGCCUUUUUGUGUGAUGGGUACAUGAGGGAACAACAAGGCAGACUAAGGCAUUUCACAAUUCCAAGUCAGACACUGGGAGCCAGCCCUGGUGAUGGGCUCUUCUGUCCUUAGCUUAGCUUAUCUUCUGCAAAGAUAUUUGGGUGCUCUCAAUGGUUUUCUCUGCCUGCAAUUUGAGGGUUUUGGGUGUUUUUAGUCCAGUCCUUUUACAAAGAGAAAACAUAAGAACCUUUCCAAUUUUAUAAUUUUUACCUUGUAAUGCAGUUGCAAACCUUUUCUUCUCUUUAGUUUUUGGCUAAGAAUUGCUGAUAUUUUAUGCCCACGAGGGAGAGUGUUGGAGGCCCAAGUCUCAUCCCCCUAUGUAUUACUAUUAGCGAAGUUUUCUCCUCA